Rotaria sp. Silwood1 is the source of this 1440-nucleotide messenger RNA. NCBI's taxonomy places the organism in Eukaryota, Metazoa, Rotifera, Eurotatoria, Philodinida, Philodinidae. The record is from the annotation of a GenBank genome assembly.
GAUAUUUGAAUUAACUUUUCCGACGGACUUUUGGGACACCCUGUAAUACACACAACCGAGCUUAUAAUAGAUGUAACAGAAUAAAUGAUGAUCUCAUUAUUUUGAUUGUAAAUUUUUCAUUCAAUUUUCUAUAAAAAAUGAAAAAAAUAUCUAACAUAAUCUUUUAACUAUCUAAAUAAAUUAAAUUAUGUUUUAAUAUAAAUAAAAAUAUUUCUCAAAAUGAUAAUCAAUUUGAAUAUAUUCAGAGAAUAUAUAUUUAGUUCAUAUUAAAAGAAAAUUUCAAGCUUAAGUACAAUAUUAUCAAAUAAAAAUCUUUUAUUUUAUAACAAAAAUUGAAUGAAAAAAAAUCUUUCAUAUAGAAAUAUUAACAUAAUUUUACAAAUAUAAUAUUAUUCUUAAAUUUAAAACUUUGUUUUUUUUUUUUUUAGUUUAUUACAAAAAAAAUCUUCUAAAAUAAUAACAAUUGAAUCAAAAAUACAAUCAACAAUAACACCAUCAAUUUAUAUUGAUCCAACAACACAUAUUCGUAUAGGUACACUUAAUUAUACACCAAAUGAAAUAAAAACAAAAUUAAAUUCAAUAAAAUUUAUUCGUUUAUUUGAAAUUAAUAAACAAUCAAUAUCAAUACCAACUGAAUGGUGUACAAUGGCUAUAUUAGUACAUAAAUCUGAUAUUAAACAAGCAAGUAAUGGUUCAACAUAUAGUAUAUGGCGUAUAACAGAUUUUAAAACAACAAUAAAUAUGUUUCUAUUUGGUGAUGCACAUCAAACAUUAUGGAAAACAACAUUAUCAAGUGUUUUACUUAUAUAUGAUAGUGAUACAAAAAAAUCUGGACAAUUAUCAAUAAAAUAUGAAAGAAAUAUUUGUAUUCUUGGUUCAAAUCCUGAUUUAGGACAAUGUAAAUCAAAAACAAAAUCUGGUGAACAAUGUAAAAAUUUAAUUAAUCGAUAUGAAUGUGAAUAUUGUGUUACACAUGCUCAUCAAAUACAUAAAAAUAAUCAACAAAAUACAAAUAAAUUUAAUAUUAAUAAUAUAUCAAGAAUGAAUUUACAAAGUACAGGUUCAUAUGUACCAAAAAAAUUUGCUAAUCUUGCUAGUAAUGAUAAUAGUUCAUCAUUAUCAUGGUCAAAUAAAUCAACAUCAUUAAAAAAAUCGAAUGAUACAUUAAAAACAACUGGAAAUUCACUUAAUAAUAAAGAAAAAUCCAUGCUUGUUAUGUUAGGUAUUGAAGAUGAUCCAUUAAUAUGUGUACGAACUCAAGAAACUAAAGGUUUAGCUGAUUCAAUGGCUGAUGUUCGUGAUCUCUAUCAAGCUAAACAAGCAGCUGGUAAAACUAAAAAAAGAUACAAGAUGAAACAAAAAAUCGAGAUCAAAAUGAUACAACAACUUCAAUUCGAUCAUAUCCAUUGGCUGCAUCAACAUCACCUCCACGAGAAUUAA